AGUGUGCAGCAGAGGUGAGAGGGGUGUAGUGUGCAGCAGAGGUGAGAGGGGUGUAGUGUGCAGCAGAGGUGAGAGGGGUGUAGUGUGCAGCAGAGGUGAGAGGGGUGUAGUGUGCAGCAGAGGUGAGAGGGGUGUAGUGUGCAGCAGAGGUGAGAGGGGUGUAGUGUGCAGCAGAGGUGAGAGGGGUGUAGUGUGCAGCAGAGGUGAGAGGGGUGUAGUGUGCAGCAGAGGUGAGAGGGGUGUAGUGUGCAGCAGAGGUGAGAGGGGUGUAGUGUGCAGCAGAGGUGAGAGGGGUGUAGUGUGCAGCAGAGGUGAGAGGGGUGUAGUGUGCAGCAGAGGUGGGUGGACAGCCUCACAUCAUGUACAUGGCAUCCUGUAGAGCAUAGCUCUAGCUGCAUGGCACAGAGAGGACAGCUUAGUUAGGCAGGGUGAUUUUUAGAACAGGGGAUGUCUCGCCCCUCACGUCCUCCCGCAGGGGACAUCCCCAGAAACCUGAGUUACAUUGCCGGAUUGUAUGAGCGAGCCUAUUACCGCACAGCCAGACCCAGCAUAGAGGAGCACGAUGAGGCAGAAGAAGGAGCGUCCUCUCCCGGCCUCUCCUGUACAGUGAAAGACCAGAGCGCUCCUCGGAGGUGGAGAUCACGAUCCGCGCCUGCACUGCGUGUGUCCCGGGCGGAGCGCCACCGAAGUCCGGAGACCAGGAAGAGAGUGCGCUUUGCUGAUGCAUUAGGCUUGGAGCUGGAGUCUGUCCGCCACUUCAGACGUGAAGACAUUCCCCGUAUCCCUCCGCAUGUCACCCAUCGACUGCAGAAAGAGCUGCUGGAACAGCUCGGAGGUUCUUGCAUGGCCAGGGAGGAUGCGAGUUGGUGCGAGGCCCGUCAUGCUUUAUCCUCCUCGUGGGUAGUAGAGCGUGGAACAUGGGAGAAUCAAACCUGGGAGCGAAGUGCAUGGGAUCAUGAGACAUGGGAUCAGCGGGUGUGCCUGCAGAGCAUGCGCUGUGAAAGCUGCUUUUUGUGGGGUUCUGUUAGGGUUCUCGAUCUGGCUUAUGAAAAGAGAGUAACAGUGCGAUACUCUCUCAACAAAUGGCUUUCUUACCAGGAGUCACAUGCUCUAUAUGCUGCUCGACUGUGCCAUGGCGGAUCGGGUCACCCUGGCACAGAUCUCUUCACCUUUCGUCUCCCUCUGCCACAACUGGACCAACCACAGGCUUCAUCACUAGAGUUUGCCAUUUGCUAUCAAGUAGGGGAUGAGGAGUUCUGGGACAACAACAAAGGCAGAAAUUACAGCCUUGUUCGACCAGAAACUAGGUCUCCUCGAACUCAGGAAUCUGAGGAUGGAUGGAUUCAUUUCAUAUAAGAGAAAGGACGAGAUGCCUGCCUUCAACAUUACUGAGCGAUUGCCCUUUGUCUUAAAGUAUCACCACAGACUAAAAAGAGAGGAGAAGUAAGAGCCACUACUGGGCAAGAAGGAUUGGAGACCAUACUAGAAGAAGAGUAUUGCUUGGCUAAGGAAUAAAGGGCUAUAACCCGGAGCAACUGAUCACACCUUUACAUUCCUUAGUUUGACCUGCUUUGGACAUCUGAUUUCUGGUGACUACAGAAUACAUAGAAAUAUGUGACUAUUUUCUGUAGCAGGCCUGCCUAAUAUAUUGGGACUGUAUAGAUAAAGUACAAGGCGGGCGGCUUCCCUUCUGCCUUACAUGUGCUCACUAGUGAACGUCACACUUUAGUUAUCUAUUAGUUAUGGAGAAACAUUGCUUUCAACGGGAACUAUGGAAGUGGUUGGGCUAUGGGUAAGUGUCUCAGCCCACACACCUACAGGUUGACCUAUGCCCUGGACUGAGGACACAGUAAUGCAUAGGACGACUGUCACAUAGAAUUUUUAGGGUUGCUGCCUUUCAUGAUCUGUCUAGGGAAAAAAAAAGAACACGGCCCAACGAUUGACUAAAUUAGAAUGUGUUUUAUUUAGGCGCCGUUCCCAUCUGCAUCCUUAUCGCAGUUUCAGUCACAUUUGACGGAAAAAAUAGUAAUAAUACCUCAGUAAUUAAUAUUUCUGGAAGGGCCCUAGUCUUCAUAUUCUGCAAGAACGUGAUAAAAGAAGAGGGGAAAACAGAAAACAAUGGGGUCGGUCAAGAAAAUAUUAGUUUACAUUUUUAUUGCGGUAUGUUUUAUCCAAAAUUGCCUGUACUUAGUGUAAAAUGACAGUAGGGAUUUCCAAGGUUUUAUGUUUGAUCAUGGUUGUGUAUGACCUUGCCUUAUCUGUGCCCUUAAAAUAGCUGAAUUGGCAGGACUGGCUCCAUUGGGGCACUAGCCUCCACCAGACUCUAUC
Bufo bufo (common toad) is the source of this 2328-nucleotide messenger RNA. RefSeq names its product protein phosphatase 1 regulatory subunit 3E (gene PPP1R3E). The record is from RefSeq and is a predicted model, not a curated record. Gene Ontology annotation, molecular function: protein phosphatase 1 binding; glycogen binding. The transcript has 2 exons. NCBI's taxonomy places the organism in Eukaryota, Metazoa, Chordata, Amphibia, Anura, Bufonidae. The coding region runs from base 448 to 1356 and encodes 302 amino acids. Gene Ontology annotation, biological process: regulation of glycogen biosynthetic process. Gene Ontology annotation, cellular component: protein phosphatase type 1 complex.